This is a messenger RNA of Coffea eugenioides, 993 nucleotides long. RefSeq names its product peroxidase 41-like. Gene Ontology annotation, molecular function: peroxidase activity; heme binding. The record is from RefSeq and is a predicted model, not a curated record. Gene Ontology annotation, biological process: hydrogen peroxide catabolic process; response to oxidative stress. The coding region runs from base 1 to 993 and encodes 330 amino acids. The transcript is spliced from 2 exons. NCBI's taxonomy places the organism in Eukaryota, Viridiplantae, Streptophyta, Magnoliopsida, Gentianales, Rubiaceae.
AUGUUUCAACAUCCAGUCAUUGAGUCAAGCGGAUUCCACGGUCAACCCAAGACCUUAUUAUCAUCCCCAUGCAUGCAUGAAUCAGCUCUUACUCUUGAUUACUAUGCAAAAACAUGUCCAAGAUUUGAAGAUAUCUUGAGAGAUGUAACCCAAGCAAAACAAGCUCAAAGUCCCACCACAGCAGCCGCCACCCUCCGUGUCUUCUUCCACGAUUGCAUGGUUGGUGGUUGUGAUGCAUCGGUUCUGGUAAAGCCCACCGCCUUCAAUAAGACCGAGAUGGAUGCAGACAUCAACCAUUCCCUUGCGGGUGAUGCAUUCGAUUUAAUUGCUCGUGCAAAAACCGCCAUUGAGCUUUCCUGCCCGGGCGUUGUCUCCUGCUCUGAUAUUCUAGCUGUAGCCACUCGUGAUCUUGUUUCAAUCACCGGUGGACCUUUCUAUAACGUCUCUUUGGGACGAUUAGACGGCCUUGUCUCUCAGGCCUCACAGGUUGAUGGAAACUUAGCCAGGUCAAACGCGUCUGCGGACACAAUGAUCAAUAUUUUUGCAGCCAAGAAUUUCACCAUUCCUGAAAUGGUUGCACUAAUUGGUGGUGGCCAUACAAUAGGAUUUGCUCAUUGUUCUGAAUUCGCAGACAGGAUUUUCGGUCCCAAGGUUGAUCCCAGUAUAAACCCUAAGUUAGUCGAAGGGUUGAAGAAGACUUGCGCAAAUUACACGACCAAUGAAGGAUUAUCAGCCUUCUUGGAUGUGAUGAGUCCCGGUGUAUUCGACAAUAGACUUUUCAAGAAUUUGCAGAAUGGAUUGGGAGUUCUAGCAUCUGAUCAAGUUCUGUUCUCAGACCCCAGAACUAGGCCUCUUGUGGAUAAGUAUGCACAGGACAGCCAAGCAUUUUUCGAUGAUUUUGCCAGGGCAAUGGAAAAGGUUAGCAUUUAUGGAGUCAAAACUGGCAAGGAAGGAGAGGUGAGGAAAAGAUGCGACGUAUUAAACUCAGCUUAA